Funneliformis geosporum is the source of this 174-nucleotide messenger RNA. Lineage: Eukaryota; Fungi; Glomeromycota; Glomeromycetes; Glomerales; Glomeraceae. The record is from the annotation of a GenBank genome assembly.
UCAGAGAAAUGUAAAGGUCAUGCAAUAACAAUUCUUAAUGAUGGUUCACACUACCUUCAAAAAUAUUCCAAUCAUACCCAAGCUAGUAGUGGUAAUAUUGCUAAAAUUAUUGCUGAUAUUAAACAACAAGCAUUAGCAAGAGAUCAACCUGUUCAAAUUAUUCAAAAUAACAUA